AUGCAGAUUUUCAUGAAGACCCUGACAGUGAAGACCAUCACUCUUGAGGUAGAGCCCUCGGAUACAAUAGAAAAUGUAAAGGCCAAGAUCCAGGAUAAGGAAGGAGUUCCUCCUGACCAGCAAAGACUGAUCUUUGCUGGCAAGCAACUGGAAGAUAGAUGUACUUUGACCUACAACAUUCAAAAGGAGCCCACUCUGCAUCUUGUGUUGAGACUUUGCGGUGGUGCUAAGAAGAGGAAGAAGUCUUACACCACUCACAAGAAGAACAAGCGUAAGAGGAAGAAGGUUAAAUUGGCUGUUCUGAAAUACUAUAAGGUGGAUGAGCGUGGCAAAAUCAGUCACCUUCACCGGGAGUGUCCCUCAGAUGAAUGCGGUACUGGAGUUUUUAUGGCCAUCAUUUUGACAGCCAUUAUUGUGGCAAGUGUUGUCUGA
Messenger RNA from Cervus elaphus (red deer), 432 nucleotides. RefSeq names its product ubiquitin-like. Bases 1 to 432 code for a protein of 143 amino acids. Gene Ontology annotation, biological process: translation; modification-dependent protein catabolic process; protein ubiquitination. Gene Ontology annotation, molecular function: structural constituent of ribosome; protein tag activity; ubiquitin protein ligase binding. Lineage: Eukaryota; Metazoa; Chordata; Mammalia; Artiodactyla; Cervidae. Gene Ontology annotation, cellular component: ribosome; nucleus; cytoplasm. The record is from RefSeq and is a predicted model, not a curated record. The transcript has a single exon.